Messenger RNA from Miscanthus lutarioriparius, 1221 nucleotides. NCBI's taxonomy places the organism in Eukaryota, Viridiplantae, Streptophyta, Magnoliopsida, Poales, Poaceae. The record is from the annotation of a GenBank genome assembly.
AUGGACGACGGUGACAUCGGCAAGGAGGACGCCAACAAGCAGCGCCUCGAGUGGGCCACCAUGAACCUGGAGCGCGGCGUCGUCGCCGGUGGCGAGAAAGGCGGCGACGGCAAUGGGAAUGCGAGCCGGAACCGGAAGCCGCCGAUAGGCAUCGUCCGGCUCUUCUUGGCCUGCAUCGUCUCCGGCGGCAUCCAGUACGGCUGGGCGCUGCAGCUCUCCCUCCUCUCGCCCUACUCUCAGACUCUUGGGAUCUCGCACAGCUACGUGUCUCUGACAUGGAUCUGCGGGCGUAUCGCCAAAUUUGUGGUGCAACCCAUCGUGGGCUACUACAGCGACCGGUGCGCCUCGAAGAUGGGCCGGAGGAGGCCCUUCAUCCUCGCUGGAUGCAUCAUCAUAUGCCUCUCUGUGAUGAUGAUCGGGUUCUCGGCGGAUAUCGGGCGGCGCCUCGGCGACACCAAAGAGCACUGCAGCACGUUCACCGGCUCCCGCUGGUACGACGCCGCCGUCUACAUUGUUGGCUUUUGGUUCCUCGACUUUGCCAACAACACGGUCCAGGGACCGGCUCGCGCCAUGAUGGCCGACCUAGCUGCUGGACAGCACGGCCCCAACGUUGGCCAGGCCAUCUUCACCCUGUGGAUGGCUCUCGGCAGCGUGCUCGGAUACUUGGCCGGCGCCAACGCGAAAUGGCACCAGUGGCUCCCUUGGCUCAAAACCGCGGCGUGCUGCGAUGCCUGCGCGAACCUCAAGGGCGCCUUCUUGACUGCGUUGAUCCUCAUUAUAAUCACCAUGUCGGUCACCUUGUGGCUCACCGGCGAGCAGCAACUCGACAAGCAGGACAACGUCGUCGACGCCUCCGGCGGCGGCGCGUGCCCCUUGUUCGUCGAUCUCUUUAAGAGCCUCAAGAACCUUCCCCCUGCCAUGUUCCGCGUGCUCGCCGUCACCUGGCUCUCGUGGUUCCCGUUCAUCCAGUACAACACCGACUGGGGAUGGGCCGGGAGAUCGUCCACGGCGAGCCGCAGGGCGCGGGCGGCAAGGCGGACCUGGCUGGUGAUCGCGCUCAGCGCAGGCCCCAUCGAAGGCGCCUUCAACAAAGGAAACGCCCCGGCCUUGGGCAUCGGCGGCGCCGUCUUCGCCCUCAUCAGCGCGGUCCUGGCGCUCGUCCUUCUCCCAAAGAAGAGAGGCGUGUCCAACAACGCCACCGUCAUGGCGGGCGGCCACUGA